Molecule: messenger RNA, 2360 nt
Organism: Vigna unguiculata (cowpea)
Lineage: Eukaryota; Viridiplantae; Streptophyta; Magnoliopsida; Fabales; Fabaceae
Product: cysteine-rich receptor-like protein kinase 8
Biological process (GO): protein phosphorylation
Cellular component (GO): plasma membrane
Molecular function (GO): ATP binding; protein serine/threonine kinase activity
Source: RefSeq, a predicted model, not a curated record
UAUUGUUCCAUUACUAAUUUUCUCAACACAUCACACAAAUCGAUAAAACUUGUCAAGUAAACCCUCUUGGUCAGGCAAUGGUUGAUGAAGACACUUUCUGCAUGUAAAUGAAUGUUGCUUUUCUUUCUCUUUUGGCUCCAUGCCGUAAUGACAGCAUGUGAAGCCGGGUUCACACCAGAUUUCCAUAGCGCCAACUACUGUUUUCCAAGUGUGAACUUCACAGCCAAUAGCACCUUCGACACCAACCUGCGCACCCUCUUAUCCACUCUCACUUCCAACACAGAAAUCAACUACGGUUUCUACAAUUUCUUACAAGGCCAGGGCACAGACAAAGUAAACGCCAUAGGGUUAUGCAGAGGAGAUGUUAAGCCAGACGAGUGUCGCAGCUGCCUCAACUCCUCUCAAACCAAUCUCACACAGCUUUGUCCAAACCAGAAAGAGGCAAUUAAGUGGGAAGAGAAAUGCAUGGUGCGCUAUUCCAACAUCUCAAUAUUUCACACCAUGGAGUAUUCUCCUUCCUAUCAAAUGCACAACGUCAAUAAUGCAACAGAUGUGGAUGAGUUCAAUAAAGUGUUAGGUGGGUUACUAAGAAAUCUAAGAGACAAAGCUGCAGGAGGUGACUCUCGUCGUAAGUAUGCCACGGACACUGCAAUUGUUGCAAGUUUUCAAACCAUUUACGGUCUUAUGCAGUGUACACCUGACCUCUCAACCCAAGAUUGCGGUGACUGCUUGGAUUGGAGUAUCUCAAGUAUCCGAAAGCUUUCUAAAGACAGGGUUGGUGCCGUAGUUCUUCGACCCAGUUGCAAUGUUAGAUUUGAAAUUUACCCCUUCUACGACUCCACUACCAUAUUAGACCCUGCACUACCACCUGCAUCACCUUCACUCCACCCACACCAAGAAGAUCACAGCAACUAUUUGCGAACUGCAACCAUCAUAGUUCUGCCAACUGUUCUCGUUGUUCUUGUUCUGCUCAUUGUUAUUAGCAGAUACAUCAGAAGGAAAGCAAGGAAAAAUCUUCCAUCUGAAGAAGAUGGAGACGGUGAUGAAAUUGAAGUGGUUGAAUCAUUGCAAUUCAACUUGGACACAAUACUAGUCGCGACAAAUAACUUCUCUGAUUCUAAUAAAUUAGGAGAAGGUGGGUUUGGUGCUGUUUACCAGGGAAAGCUCUCUAAUGGACAAGAGAUUGCUGUCAAAAGGUUGUCAAGGAAUUCUGGUCAAGGAGACUUGGAAUUUAAGAAUGAAGUCAUUUUGUUGGCUAAGCUUCAGCACAGAAAUUUAGUCAGGCUUCUUGGUUUUAGUUUGCGAGGGAGAGAAAAGCUACUUGUUUAUGAAUUUGUUCCUAAUAAAAGUCUUGAUUUCUUCAUAUUUGGUAUUAUUAACCUUUUCUUGUUUUUCUCUAUUGCUUUAGUUCUGUUCAUGAAAAAGACCACCAACUAUACUAACUCUUCUGAAACUCAUUGCUUGACACAAAUAGAUCCAACAAAGAAAGCACAAUUGGAUUGGGAUACACUUUACAAAAUCAUUAAAGGCAUUGCUCGAGGUCUUCUUUAUCUUCACCAAGACUCACGAUUACGCAUUAUACAUCGUGAUCUCAAAGCAAGUAAUAUUCUCUUAGAUGAAGAAAUGACUCCUAAAAUAUCAGAUUUUGGUACGGCAAGAUUAAUUGUUGCAGAUCACACACAAGAAAAUACAAGCAGAGUUGUUGGAACCUAUGGAUACAUGGCACCAGAAUACAUAAUGCAUGGACAGUUUUCAGUGAAAUCAGAUGUUUUUAGUUUUGGUGUGCUGGUUCUUGAGAUUGUAAGUGGCCAAAAGAACCAUGGUGUUCGUCAUGAGAAGAAUGGGGAAGAUCUAUUGAGCUUUGCAUGGAGAAACUGGAGAGAGGGGACAGUUACAAGUAUUAUAGAUCAAGCAUUGAAGAACAGUUCACAAAAUGAAAUGAUAAGAUGCAUCCACAUUGGUUUACUGUGUGUUGAAGAAGAUUUAAACAAUAGACCAACCAUGGCUAACGUUGCACUCAUGCUCAACAGUUGUUCUAUCAGUCUCCCUGUGCCUAAAAAACCUGCAUUUUUGAUAGAUAGUGCAACUGAAAGCCUCCCAAACAUGUCAUGGGAUGAUAAUUCAUGGGCAACAAAAUCAACUCAAUCCACUGCAAGAUCAGCUCAGGAAUCAGUGAAUGAAGCUUCAAUUACUGAAUUAUACCCUCGUUAGAUUCUGGUCAGUGCUACACACACAUUCAUAAAACACUGAUGAAUGGUGGUACAAGGUUGUUGAAGCUAUGUAAUUUGUAUUUUUUCUAGUUUUUACUAAGGCUGGAUGUUUUCCUAUAAUUCAGUUUCUUUAAACUAACAAAUUAUAAG